Messenger RNA from Oryzias latipes (Japanese medaka), 5120 nucleotides. It is a transcript of the gene znf740a, whose product is annotated as zinc finger protein 740a. Gene Ontology annotation, cellular component: transcription regulator complex; nucleus; PcG protein complex. The record is from RefSeq and is a predicted model, not a curated record. Gene Ontology annotation, biological process: embryo development; negative regulation of transcription by RNA polymerase II; regulation of cytokine production. NCBI's taxonomy places the organism in Eukaryota, Metazoa, Chordata, Actinopteri, Beloniformes, Adrianichthyidae. Gene Ontology annotation, molecular function: DNA-binding transcription activator activity, RNA polymerase II-specific; DNA-binding transcription repressor activity, RNA polymerase II-specific; RNA polymerase II cis-regulatory region sequence-specific DNA binding.
CUCAUCGGUGCUCGUCGCUUCGAAUCUGCUGUAAAUUGACGAGACACACCAACAGCACACAUCACGACUCAACGUGUAUGCGUUAAAUAAAUAGCGAACAUUUCCCCCCCCACUGUAUUCUCACUUGGAACAGCGCUCUCUGUGUUCACGGGGUGCAGAAGAUGAACCUUUUCUGUGAGUCUGGGGAGGCUCCGGUGCUGCUGUGUGGGGGAGUGAGGUACAUCCUGUGGCGUUUCCUGUGUUUGUAAACUACACGGUCCUGCAAACCUCUGCAAGUCAAACAAAAAAGUUUUAAUGCUAGAUGAGUGAGGUGGGUGUGCCUUCCCACCAGCCCGACCAUCCUGACUGACGGAUCUCUGGAUGACCUUGUCCCCACCCCUGUCCCUGCGCUCACAUAUACCACAGCAAUGUCCCAUCUGCCCAGCAGCUCAGUCCGCGACCAUAUGAAAUGGGCGGGGCUGCUUGGCUGCGAAGCUGUCCUCUCCAGUAUGGCACUGAUGCAGGCCAGUUCUAUGGCAGCCCCACCCAAAAAAAUGGUGGCUCCCCUUGGCCAUGGACCACCUCAGAGAGAGGGACCUGACCGUGCUCCUCAGAGCCACAUGAUCCUCCCGUCUGGAAUGAGCUGUCCACCACUGCUUAUCCGGAAGGAAGGUGAAUUCCAGACUCCACGCUUACUGGAUGAGAAAGAGAUGAGAGCCAACGAGGACAUGCAACAGAAAAAAAAGAACAGGAAAUCGGUAACGCCCUGUAAAGUGAGAGAACAAGAAGGAAGGGGAGGGAAGGGCGCGGGUGGAGAUGAAAAUGGCCCAUCCUCCAAAGUGCAGAAAAAUUUUAUUUGUGAUCACUGUUAUGGUGCUUUCAGGAGUGGAUAUCACCUGAAGAGACAUAUCCUCAUCCAUACAGGGGAGAAGCCGUAUGCUUGUGCCGUAUGUGACAUGAGGUUUAUUCAGCGUUACCACCUGGAGAGACACAGCCUCAUUCACACGGGGGUGAAGCCGUACGCUUGCACCAUGUGUGACAUGAGGUUUUUCCAGCGUUACCACCUGGAGAGACACAAACUCACUCAUACGGGGGUGAAGCCAUACGCUUGCUCCUUGUGUGACAUGAGGUUCUUCCAACGUUACCAUCUGGCGAGACACACCCUCACACAUACGGGGGUGAAGCCAUACGCUUGCUCCAUGUGUGAUAUGAGAUUUUUUCAACGAUACCACUUGGCGAGACACAGCCUGACUCAUACGGGGGUGAAGCCAUAUGCUUGCUCCAUGUGUGACAUGAGAUUUUUCCAGAGAUACCACCUUGCAAGACACACUCUCACCCAUACGGGGGUGAAGCCAUACGCUUGCUCCAUGUGUGACAUGAGGUUCUUCCAACGUUACCAUUUGGCGAGACACACCCUCACACAUACCGGUGUGAAGCCGUAUGCUUGUACCAUGUGUGACAUGCGGUUUAUUCAGCGUUACCAGCUGGAGAGACACAGUCUUACCCAUACAGGGGUGAAGCCGUACGCUUGCACCAUGUGCGACAAGAGGUUUUUUCAGCGCUACCACCUGGCGAGACACAGCCUCACUCAUAUGGGUGUGAAGCCAUACGCUUGCACCAUGUGUGACAUGAAGUUUUUUCAGCGUUACCACCUGGCGAGACACAGCCUCACUCAUACGGGUGUGAAACCUUAUGCUUGCACCAUGUGCGACAAGAGGUUUUUUCAGCGCUACCACCUGGCGAGACACAGCCUCACUCAUAUGGGUGUGAAACCUUUUGCUUGCACCAUGUGUGACAUGAGGUUUGUUCAGCGUUACCACCUGGCGAGACACAGCCUCACUCAUACGGGUGUGAAACCUUACGCUUGCACCAUGUGCGACAAGAGGUUUUUUCAGCGCUACCACCUGGCGAGACACAGCCUCACUCAUAUGGGUGUGAAACCUUUUGCUUGCACCAUGUGUGACAUGAGGUUUGUUCAGCGCUACCACCUGGUGAGACACAGCCUCACUCAUACGGGGGUGAAGCCGUAUGCUUGUUCCAUGUGUGACAUGAGGUUUAUACAGCGUAACCACCUGGAGAGACACAGCCUCACUCAUACGGGAGAGAAGCCAUUUGCAUGUGACAUGUGUGACAUGAGGUUUAUUCAGCGCUACCACCUGGAGAGACACAAGCGUGUUCACAGCGGGGAGAAGCCUUAUCAGUGCGAACGGUGCCAGCAGAACUUCUCACGCACAGACCGGCUGCUGCGACAUCGGCGGUUGUGCCAGGGUCGCAGCGUAGCUAAAGUAGAAAACCAGCCCUGCUGUGAUCCACGCCCCUAUCCCCAGGAGCCCCCACCUGCACCCCCGACCUGGAGUCCUCUGCACCCCCCUCCAGGACGGCUGGCAGUCUGACAUUCCACCCUGCCUGCAUCCACAGCGCCACCGCCAACGGAACGAGCCACAGGGUUUCCUCUUUCUCAGCUCUGGGCAGAGUGGAGUCGCAUUCUCGCUCAGCCGGACGCCACAUCUCCAUUCUUGGAAUAAACUAUGGGCUUUUAGGUUUUUGUUCACUUUCUACUGUUCUUUCUUUCUUUUUUUUUUAACAUGAAACUUUAAUGUGCUGAACAAUGGCCCUGUUUUAUACUAAAUUGACCCCCUCCCUACACAAAGGAAUCCACAUCUGGCAGUAAGGCUUGGGUGGCAGGGUGCUACAGAAAGCUUUUUAGCUUCUGGUUUUUGUUUUAUGUGGACAACUGUCAGUUCAGGUCAGAUUUGAUAAAAACAGAUUUUCUCUCUAAAUUGUUUUCAGCUGGAAGUUAAAAUGUGACAGAUUAAAACAUUUCAAUGGAAAAAGAAAAAAAUCAUAGUUAAGGAAACAACUGUGACCAAAACAUGCAGGUGCUUUCACAAUGGGACGCUAGUUUUUCAUCUUUCAUGCAGAAAAACGGGCCCAAAAACCCCCCAGAAUGGUUCCGAUUCAGUCUGGUUCUGCUGUCGGCUGUAAAGGGAACCAGAGAGAAUGACGUUUUAUCAAUGGUGUGGUUAGUUUGGAACGGCACCCUCAAAAACUGUUCCUGACAUCAUUUAGUAUGUGUUACUGUCACUUCAGCUGUAUACAUACGUAUAAAUAUAUAGAAAGAUAUAUAUACAACCUAUAUAAAGAGAGACUUCCAGUGUUUUCAUCAAAAGUCGACUCUUCUGUAAAUCUGUGGGAGGCGGAGGGAUGCAGGUAGAUCUCUGAACGUCCCACCAUGCCGUUUGUACAGAUCGUCACAUUGUGAGAUUAGCAUUCGUAUACAAAAUAUUGUGGCCUUAGUAUGUUUCUUUCUUUUAUUUUUUUUAAUCUUGGGUUCCCCAGAUGCCUUUUUAAAAUCUGUUUUUUUAUAUCAUUGUGAAUCAAAUGCAAAUACUCUUUUAUUUCUUUUAUUCUGAUACUGUUGUGGUUUUUGAAAACUGCUGACGCGGGUGGUUUAAACUGGACUAAUGAGUUAUUCUGAUUAGCUGUCCACUUUGUGAUAAAAAUUACUACUAUAGGUCUUUUUAUUUUUUACUGCUAACAUCAUCACAGUAUAUAAUGCUAAAAGGGUUCCUUUGAAGGAGAGGGUGGUGCUGAUGGGGCUCCCCGCUGCAGUUUGGCUUCAGCCGACGCUCACUUGGAACUCUGCAACACAAAGAAAAAGCUUUGCCAUCCAGAUGUUCUGCUGUGGAUGUGUAAAAGUUGUCAUUGGGUCGAGCCGUGAGUGAAGUGGCUGUGGGAAGGAGGAUGAACUCUCAGAUGCUGUGACUGGUUUUCCAGCCUGGAGACAAAGAGGUGGCUGAUGGUGUUGGACUUUCUCAAACUUGCUCCUUUCUGUCACUGUUACACUCAUAUCCACGGCCUGAGGGGUCCACGCUGGGCCUGAGGGGUCCACGCUGGACCUGAGGGGUCCACCCUGGGCCUGAGGGGUCCACGCUGGACCUAUGGGGUCCACGCUGGGCCUGAAGGGUCCACCCUGGGCCUGAGGGGUCCACGCUGGACCUAUGGGGUCCACGCUGGGCCUGAGGGGUCCACGCUGGGCCUGAGGGGUCCACGCUGGGCCUGAGGGGUCCACGCUGGACCUAUGGGGUCCUGGGUGGAUGGGCUGCUCCACAGGCCACUUUUUGUUUACUGGAUCACGAAGGAUUCCUGUGGUCUCUUUAUCCCUUCCAAAUAAGCGUCAGAGUCCUGCAAUAAGCGAUAUUUUACCAAAGGUUUUAUUGGUUACUGGUCCUGGUUUUUUAAGACGAGGUUGUAAAAAAUGCGCCAUUUUUAUCCUGGAGUCCGAGGUAACAAAAAGGGCCGAGUUUGAGAAAUGCAAAAUAUUUCGCUUUGGUAACACUAUUCCCAUCCGUGGAGGGUAUGAGCACAUGCGGGGAAAUGGCGGCAGGGCAAUACAGUAUAUAGUUCUUGUCACUUGUUAAUAACUUUUUUCAUUUAUUAGUUUUUAGUAUUCUCAACAUUGUUGAAAGGAGCUCGACUCCUUCGAUCAUUUCUUAUAAGACAGAUAUUUGAAUUUUGCUUCCAGACAGAUCAAAGGAAGACUUUGUCUGGGGCUUUUUUGUUUCUUUGCAUCAUGUUUUGAUGAGUUUCAAGGACCUUUUAUUUUGUUUUUUGGAUGAAAACGACACUGGAGUGAAAAGAAAAAGACAAAAAAAGAUAUGGAUUUUUUUUUUCCUUCAAUCUGUAUUAGGUUUUAGACAAAGCCCUUUCUCCUCAACCCAACUAAAGAAGGUGAACGGAACAAUUUGGAUCAGUACAGUUGGGAGCCCGGUCUGUUCUGUACUUUUGACAUUAGGGGGCGUAGUACUGCAGAAAGAGACUUUCUUUCUUCUACAGUCCCUGGUUUUUGUAGUAAAUGAAACUGAUAUUAGAUGAACAGCAGCAUAACAAUAGCUAUCACAGAUUAGUUGUCUUCUUUUUUUAGUCUUGCAUGCAGUUAUGGUCCUCAGUUAAAAUAGGAUCUUGAUAUUGAUUAUUUUGUGUAGGAAAAUGAGUGCAUAAGAACUUCCUAAAAUUGUUUUUGAUUAUUGUAAAAUGGGCUAACUAAUAUGUACCCUUGUGAUCCAAGUAGUUUCAACUGUAUAAAAAAAUCAGAGGAGAGGCUUCUUACUAUUAUGCUAAAAUAAAGAAUUUGUAAAGGA